Paramuricea clavata is the source of this 6007-nucleotide messenger RNA. The record is from the annotation of a GenBank genome assembly. NCBI's taxonomy places the organism in Eukaryota, Metazoa, Cnidaria, Anthozoa, Malacalcyonacea, Plexauridae.
AUGAGAAAAGACCAGUUAUUAUUUGAGUUCAGAAAUGAUGAUGAAUUUGUGGCUGAGCGCAUGGGAGACUGUGGAUUAUUCAAUCAAUUGGAAGACAAACGACAGAAUAUCUUCUGCUUUCUUCACCUUACAAUUCAAGAAUUUCUUGCAGCAUUACAUGUGGUUGAUGAUUUGGACAACGUUGGAUCAUUUUUAUUUGAGCACAUUAAUAAUCCUAGGUGGCAUUUGGUUUGCCAGUUUGUUAGUGGGUUAAUUGGAGACAAAAUGAGAGAAUUGGAAGAAAAAAGCAGAGUAUCAAAAAGGUAUGUUUAAUUUUUUAUUUUCCGCAAACAGCAGAAGAAAAGGGUGAUUCCAGCCACUAUAGUUGACAUAAAUGUACAUGUGCUGUUGUAGACACAAACAUUCCAUGAUUAAAUCCAAAACAUUUUUUCAUUGUAUUUAUGUUUCUGUUCACACAUGCGUUGAAUGAGUUCGACAGGAAAUAAUCUCAGUCAAAGCUCAGAUUGAACCUCCACUCAUUGAGUGUGAAUGUGAGUGAGCUUGUAGAAUACGGGCGUUAAAGAAUCCGUACGCCUACGCCAGGACCAAAAAUCGCUAAAGUCGCCUUAAAUUACUCUUACUCUACUCGUAUUCUAAGAGCUCACUCACACUCAAUGAGUGGAGGUUCAAUCUGAGCUUCUCUUGAGUGUUAAUGCUGUUUUUGAAUAGCUGGAGGGCUAGUGUCAUACCUUACUCGGUGACUACUCACCCUCCAGCUAUUCAAAAACAGCACUGACACUCAAACGAAGCUCAGAUUGAACCUCCACUCAGUGAGUGUGAGUGAGCUUUUAGAAUACGGGCGUUAAGGCUGCAUUCCAGUUACGCGUUUUUCAUACGUGCGUACACGCACGUAAAAGUUGAAUUCGCUUAAGUGCAAUAAGUGCAAAUAACCUUAACAAAUACAUAUUAAUCAUACACAAAACUGAAUGCUGUCCUUUUAUAAAUUUAGUUAUUUCAUAAGUAGGAUGUAAAGCGAAUUCAACUUUUACGUGCGUGUACGCACGUAUGAAAAACGCGUAACUGGAAUGCAGCCUUAAUACACCCUUUCGAUAAUUACGUCACAACUACACUGUUUCCAACUUAGGACAACCUUAAAUGGAAAGGAUUUCAAGUUUUUUUCUCAUGGGCUAUGCACAGAGAAGCAGAACAUCCUUCUUCAACACAUGCAUGAAAAAGAGUUCUUUAUAUUGACCAAAAAAUGUGGAAAUAAGCUUUAACACGAAAACGACGCUCCGCGAGCCUCGUUUUCGUGUUAAAGCUUAUUUCAUUUCAAUCAUUUCCGUUUAAGGUUGUCCUAUAAAGUUGGAAACAGUGUAGUUGUGACGUAAAUCGCUUAAAAUCGUCUUUAAUCGCAACUAAUUUUUCCUCAAGACCCGGAGUAGACCUAAUCUGUAAUCUUAUCUGCCAGCUUUUAACAUUAAUUCAGAGUAAAAUCUGAUAUAGCAAACACUCUAGUUUUGUUAUUUCGAUUAUUCUGGCUUACUUUCUUCCAUCGUAUAUCAUGUAGUAGUUUAAACGAGGCGGCAAACUGAUAUGAUAAUAUCAAAACAGAAUAUGUCCGUAAUUGUCAGUUUGCUCUAGUGAGUAAUGUAACGAUGUUUCUGAUAUUUAUCUACUUUUUAUUGCUUUAAUAUAGUCAAGAGGUUUUACAUGAAGAAAGAGUUAUAGAUGGCAUAUGCAAGAGGUAUGUUUGUCAUGGGAAAUUAUGUUGAUCGCAGUACGGAAUGGGCCAGUUCAGAUAAGAAAUCUAAUAUUUAUUAUUUUGAUGCAUGCAUGACAAUUGGUGCUAAUUUUUCGAAAGAAACUUUUGAUAGCUCGCAACAUUUCAUUUUCUAUUUCAUUUUAAUCUUAAUUGGUCUAGAUUUCAAGACUGGUUCCCAAAGCGUAGAACAAUAGACUCCAGUGGUGACAACACUUUACUUGUGAUAAAAUGUGUACAUGAAAUGCAGGAAGUUCGUGUCAUGGAAUUCACUGCGUCAUUUGCGUGUGAAGAUGAUGAUAGUAAAAAACCUAAAGAAUUUUGUUUGGAAAACUUAGGUAUUGCGCCAGUGGAAUCUACAGCUCUGUUCCAAUUUCUAAGUUGCAUUAAGAACCUGAACAAGCUUAGGAUCUUUUAUUGUAGAAUGGAGCAUUUUGCUUUUCGUAAACUGUCUCAGUUACUGAUUAAAGAUAACGAAUUGACUGAAUUAGCAAUAAAGUGCUCAUAUAUGACAUAUCAGCAUGCUAAACAUAUUGCUGAUGCGCUCAGGAGCGAAAACUGUAAACUGACCAAAUUAGACAUAUCUAGAAAUGUAUUAUUAACAGAUGAAAGUACCAAAUAUUUAAGUGAUGCUCUGCAGAGUAACGAUUGCCAACUUACUAAAUUAAACAUGGCUUAUAAUACAUUAAAACAUGAAAGUGGUAAAUAUUUAAGUGAUGCUCUGAAAAGUGAGGACUGCAAACUUACUGAAUUAUGGAUAAAUAAUAAUGAAUUAGCAGAUGAAGGUGUUAAAUAUUUAAGUGAUGCUCUGAAGAGUAACAAUUGCAAACUUACUAAAUUAGGCAUAGCUUAUAAUAAAUUAACACAUGAAAGUGGUAAAUAUUUAAGUGAUGCUCUGAAGAGUGAUAACUGCAAACUUACUGAAUUAUGGAUAAAUAAUAAUGAAUUAACAGAUGAAGGUGCUAAAUAUUUAAGUGAUGCUCUGAAAAGUAACAAUUGCAAACUUACUAAAUUAGGCAUAGCUUAUAAUAAAUUAACGCGUGAAGGUGCUAAAUUUUUAAGUGAUGCUCUGAAGAGUGACAACUGCAAACUUAUUGAAUUAUGGAUAAAUAAUAAUGAAUUAACAGAUGAAGGUGCUAAAUAUUUAAGUGAUGCUCUGAAGAGUGACAACUGCAAACUCACUAAUUUACCCAUAAAUUACAAUAAAUUAACAGAUGAAGGUGCUAAAUAUUUAAGUGAUGCUCUGAAGAGCGAGAACUGCGAACUUACUGAAUUAGGUAUAAAUGACAAUAAAUUAACAAACGAAGGUGCUAAAUAUUUAAGUGAUGCUCUGAAGAGUGACAACUGUAAACUCACUAAAUUGUGGAUAAGUAAUAAUGAAUUAACACAUGAAGGUGCUAAAUAUUUAAGUGAUUCUCUGAAGAGUAGGGACUGUAAACUUACUGAACUAGGCAUUAAUAACAAUAAAUCAACAGAUCAGGGUGCUAAAUAUUUAAGUGAUGCUUUAAAGAGUGGGAACUGCCAACUCACUGAAUUAUGGAUGAGUAAUAAUCAAUUAACAGAUAAAGGUGUUAAAUAUUUAAGUGAUGCUCUGAAAAGUAGUAACUGUAAAGUUACUGAAUUAAACAUAGGUUCCAAUGAAUUAACAGGCGAAGGUGCUAAAUAUUUAAGUGAUGCUCUGACGAGUGACAACUGCAAACUUACUGAAUUAAACAUAGGUUCCAAUAAAUUAUCGGACGACGGUGCUAAAUAUUUAAGUGAUGCUCUGACGAGUGACAACUGCAAUCUUACUGUAUUAUGGAUAAGUAAUAAUAAAUUAACAGAUGAAGGUGCUAAAUAUUUAAGUGAUGCUCUGAAGAGUGAGAACUGCAAACUUACUGAAGUAGUAAUAGGUAACAAUGUUGAAUUAACAAAUGAAGGUGUUAAAUAUUUAAGUGAUGCAUUGAAGAAUGAGAAAUGUAGUCUUACUGAUUUAUGGAUAGGACGCAAUAAAAUAAGCAUAGAAGGCAUGAGGUAUUUAAGCCAACAGUACCCGAAGCAGGAUUAUCCCCACAGACGUACAAGAGGGAGAAAAUUCGGGAAAAUUUGUCCAACGUUUAUACACAUAGCCCGACCAAGACCAAACAUUUUUCCGUCAUAAACGUCCAAAAUUCACGUCGACGUGGGGGGGGGGGGAGUAUAGGCCGUCAUGAAGGGUAAACCAGGAAUAGAUUCAUUGGAAUGAUUGAAUGAAUGUAUUACACUAAAAUCAAGGCUGUCGGAAGUAAAUCAAUAUUGGAGGAGCUCAAGAAUAAAUCUGAAUUGCUUUCGCACUUUUCUACUGAUUUCUUUUGUGUGUUUUGCAUAUACAAAUGGAAAUUAUUGGGGGGGGGGGUUUGGCUUGCCCCCUGCUUCCGACAGCCUUGAAAAUGUUACAUAUAUUAAAAGCUUGAAUAAAUGUAUAUAGCUUUUUUAAUUUAGAAAUACAUGGAAUGACUGAAUGGCCGUUAAAUUCGAGGCCAGAGUUAAGUCUGAAAUUUAGGCUGAACAUAUUGUUGUAUUUAGAAUACGUUGUGUAUGCUCAGAGGUAUAUGCCUUAAUCCUGGACAAAACAUCUGCGACACUUCCAAUUAUUUAACAAAAUUUCGUAAUAUUAUGCCAAUUUAGAUAAUACCUCGAUCCCCCUUACCCCCACCAUUCAAUGUUGAUUGCACUCCCAGAAAGCGGUUAAAACGUCCAACGUUGUUUUGAGGAGUGGAGGAGGGGGGGGGGAUGAGUAAAUUACUCCUGUCUAAUAGUAAGAAAAGCCACAAGGAAAAGCUUUAAUAUAGUGUCGCAGAUGCAUGGUUUUGACCGGGAUUGUAGUUCAAUAAUUUUAUCAUACAAUGUUAUACAGAUUGAUUGAAAUAUUAAACAGUGUUGUAAAAAUCACCAAAAAAGUAAUGAGUGAAUGACAAUUAUAUAUACAUACUUCUUGUAACAAGGUUGAUGAGGCCAACAGACUCACAACAAGUUGUUCCAACAAGUCUGAUAUCGUCUGCACGUAACAAGUUGAUGACAACAAGUUCGUAGCAACUUGUUACGAUCGACCCAGCCCAUAUUAGUUUUGUUGGAACAACUUGCAGCAAAUCUGUUACCGUCAUCAACCUUGUAUAACAACUUGUUCCAGACUUGUCACAACAACUGGGAACAAGCAGUGCGAACACAUCCUGAUAUCGGCUUUACAAUUUGUUUACAGAUCUAUAACAACUUGUGCAGGGCCUUUGCACACCUAAAAACGCACAAGUUGUAACAACCUUGCAGCCGACUUGUAGCAAUGCUGUUCCAACAACUUGUCAACAGGAUGUGUUCGCACUGCUUGUUCCCAGCUUGUUCACAAGUUGUCAACGGCUUGUUGACAACUUGCUAGAAGGUUUUUGAGCUCAACAGACUUGUUACAAGUCGUUCCAACAACUUGUUAUCGUCCUGCAAUUCAACAACUUGUUAACAAGUUGUGAGUGACAAAUUUGCAGCAACUUGAUAAAAUAACAGCAUUGUUACAACUUGUUGUCAGACAUUUUUACAUGUGUACACGCGUAAAAAUCUCAUAUCUUGUAGCAAGUCUGCCAACAAGCUGUCAACAAGUUGUGUUCGCACUGCUUGUCCCAAGUUGUCAACAAAUUUGGAACAAACUGUUAACAACUUGUAACAACCUUGUUGAUAUUAUCAGACUUGUUGCAAGGGUUGUUCCAACAAGUCCGAUACAGUCAUGAUAUAACAAUAUUGUUACAACCUUGGGCCAUCAACCUUGUAACAUUCUUGUUAUAUCAUGACUGUAUCAGACUUGUUGGAACAACCUUGUAACAAGUCUGAUAAUGCUAUCAAGCAGCUUGUUAAGCGAGAUACAACCCGAGGGGCGUGUCCCGAAGAAAGAUCCCGAGGGCCGUAGGCCCGAGGGAUGCUUUCUGAGGGCAACGCUCCCGAGGGAUGUAUCUCGCUAAGAAACCGACGUUCGAGGUAAUUAACUGACUUAGUUCAAAUUUGUAAGGAUUGAAAAACAAUUAGUUCAAAUUUGUAAGGAUUGAAAAACAAUUAAAUCUACUUUUUUGUCGAAAAUACUUGCAUUGAAUUAAGAGAAUAACGAUUGUUACCAUGGGGUCCAUAUGAAAAUGAGAUUGAAACGUGAACUACCUAUGUAGCGACGAAAAAAAUGCUUCCAGGCAACCGGAAUCAGAUGAAAAUGUAGGCUUAUGGGAAGAGAAUUUUUGCAAGCAAAUGACGAACCAUUGGGAUUUGCAGUGCUCAAACUAG